Messenger RNA from Penicillium manginii, 2949 nucleotides. RefSeq names its product putative AP-3 complex subunit delta. Gene Ontology annotation, cellular component: endosome membrane; membrane coat; AP-3 adaptor complex. Bases 1 to 2949 code for a protein of 982 amino acids. The transcript is spliced from 6 exons. Gene Ontology annotation, biological process: Golgi to vacuole transport; protein targeting to vacuole. The record is from RefSeq and is a predicted model, not a curated record. NCBI's taxonomy places the organism in Eukaryota, Fungi, Ascomycota, Eurotiomycetes, Eurotiales, Aspergillaceae.
AUGGCUAGAUCGGCAUCGGCAUCAAUUGUCGGUUCCUGUUCAGUUGGAGGGUUCGAGAAAUCCCUCUAUGACCUGAUCAAGGGUCUUCGGAACCAUAAAGGCGCGGAAGAUGAAUACAUUCAGAAUGCCUUGCGCGAAUGCAAGGCCGAAGUCAAAUCACAGGACAUGGAUAAAAAGGCCACGGCUCUACUGAAGCUUAUAUAUCUCGAGAUGUUUGGUUACGAUAUGUCAUGGGCGGCUUUCAAUGUUCUGGAGGUCAUGUCAUCGGCAAAAUAUCUACAGAAACGAGUCGGUUACCUCGGAGCUGUCCAGAGCUUCAGGCCGGAUACAGAGGUUCUAAUGUUGGCGACGAACAUGCUCAAAAAGUGUCAUCUUGGCUCACUCAUUUGCAAGGAUAUCGUGUCGCCCAAUAUCCCCGCAUUGUCAUUACCACUGGCUACGCUGCCACAUAUCAUCACCCCAUCACUUUCGAUGUCUCUGCUUCCUGAUAUCUUAUCUCGCCUUUCGCAUUCCAGCCCCGUGGUCCGCAAAAAGACAAUCGUUACGCUCUACAGAAUUUCGCUGGUUUAUCCAGAGGCGUUGAAGCUGGCUUGGCCGAGAAUUAAAGACCAUCUUAUGGACGAUCAAGAAGAUGCUAGUGUUACCACUGCUGCGAUCAACGUUGUAUGCGAACUUGGAUGGCGACGCCCGCAUGAUUUUCUCCCUUUAGCUCCGCGGCUUUUCGAGCUUCUCGUGGAUAGCGGCAAUAAUUGGAUGGCUAUCAAGAUCAUCAAAUUAUUUGCAACUUUGACACCCUUGGAGCCGCGACUAACACGAAAGCUUCUACGACCACUAACCAAUAUUAUUCAAACUACAUCGGCCAUGUCAUUGCUAUAUGAAUGUAUCAAUGGCAUUAUUCAAGGUGGCAUCCUCGAUGGGGAAGACAACCUGCAAGAAAGAGAUGAGGUUGCAAGUCUUUGCGUCGGCAAACUUCGCGGCAUGAUUGUCAUAGACUCGGAUCCCAACCUUAAAUACGUUGCUCUCCUCGCAUUAAAUCGGAUCGUGACAACACAUCCUUCAUUAGUAUCAGUCCAACAGGAUGUCAUCAUGGAGUGUCUAGAUGAUGCGGAUAUAUCAAUUCGACUGCAGGCAUUGGAGCUUGCUGCGGGGAUGGUCACCAGCGAUACCCUUCAGGAAGUGGUCAAUCGUCUCGUCGAGCAACUUCGGUUCGCCCCGCUCUCGGCUUCAGCAGACCCAUCCGGGGUCGCAGAUGAGGAUUUUGAAGAAAAAAACGGACCCGCCAGCACAGAGACCGCAAAGGUCCUACCGAACGACUAUCGCACCGAAGUCGUACACCGCAUUCUGGACAUUUGCUCGCAGAGCAAUUACUCUGAAGUCGAGGACUUCGAGUGGUAUGUUAAUAUUCUGGUCCAGCUCGUUGGUCUUCUUCCACUUGCGGAAAUGGAUGACUACUGGAACGCACCCCAGUCUGGUCAAAGUCAAGAGUCUUCGUCCGUCAAAACGUCUGCGGCGUUCCGCAUUGGCUCGGAGAUUCGUAACAUCGCGGUUCGUGUCAAGGGGGUACGGAUGGAAGCGUGCAGGGCUGCUGAGUCCCUGUUGCUGAUUGAUAACCGCCCACUCCUCUUCCCUGUCGGCUCGAGUGUGGGUGACGAUGUCCUUGGCCCUGUUUCUUGGGUCGUGGGUGAAUACGCAGAAUAUCUUCGAAGCCCUAGUCGGACGUUGCAGUCGUUGAUCGAUGGGGGUAAUGUCUCUUUGCCUGCCAAGACUCUGCAAUUAUUCCUGCAGGCGAUUCCCAAGGUCUUUAUACAGGCUAAUAGAGACUGUGAGUCCCGAGAUAGCUGGAAGAGCGAAAUGUCUCUCCUCCUAGCUCGCGUUGUUGAAUUCCUCGAGUCAGUGGCUGCACACCCGGACCUGGACGUUCAAGAACGAGCGAUUGAAUUUCUGGAAGUGCUUCGUUUGGGCGCGGAUGCAUUGCGCUCUGAUACAGAGACGAGCGAAGUCCCGUUCUUUCUCUCCUCGGUCAUUCCGAGCUUAUUCAUGGGUCUGGAGCUGAAGCCCGUUGCACUCAAUGCUCAGAAGAAGGUCGUUCUCUCUGCGAGUCUACGAUUGGAUGAGCCUUUUAACGAUAAUCUGCCGGGUUUAUUCGAUCGGCUUGAUGGUUCGAUGUCCGAUAUCCAUUCUCACGGCGGGCUGCAGGACUUUUAUUACGUUGCCGCAUCUUCUCCGCCUGCUUUGGCGAAUAAGCCUAUUCAUGACUUGAGCGCUGCGAGCUACCUCGACAACUCGUAUCAAAAUGUCUCGGCGGGUAGUGGCGCGCAUAAGGCUGAACGCCGGGAACGCUAUCAAAAUGAUCCGUUCUAUAUUGCUUCGCUCGGGGGGAAUAACUCAUCUGGCACAUCUACGCCUGGGGUCCCUCAUGAAGGCGGUCUGGAUAUCGACAAUAUUCCCAUCAUCGAUUUGAAACUUGAGGACGGGGCGAAGGGCCUUGCGAGUCGUGAACCUGAAGUCCGGAGACACCAGUCCAGACGAAUGGAGGUUGCGGCUGAUGAAACGUUAGGCGUUGAAGAUCUUUCUUCUUCCCCGAGGGGUAAUGCUGGUGCUGGCAGCAACAGGCGGGGUUUACUUCAAGUGGAUUCCAGCACUCUGGAAAGAAGUGAGUAUCAACAGGCCCAGUCCCAGUCCCAGCCCGGGCUCAUCUCUCUGGGAGAUGACGGGGAUAAGGAGAUGAAGGAAGCAAUGCAGAACGUAGAACAAGUGCGUCUGCGCAUGCAGCGGGCCUCGGAGCGAAUUGGGUUAGAAGGAACACCGGCCGAGGGGGAGCUGGUGAAAAAGAAAAAGAAGAGUAAGAAGGCGGCCAAGGCUACGGUGCUGGAUGGGGGUGAACCCGAGGACAAGGAGAAGAAGAAACGGAGGAAAAAGAGAACGUCUGAACAUGAACCUCAAAGAUAG